Messenger RNA from Procambarus clarkii (red swamp crayfish), 7218 nucleotides. RefSeq names its product ankyrin repeat domain-containing protein 13D. The record is from RefSeq and is a predicted model, not a curated record. Gene Ontology annotation, molecular function: protein binding. Gene Ontology annotation, cellular component: cytoplasm. Lineage: Eukaryota; Metazoa; Arthropoda; Malacostraca; Decapoda; Cambaridae.
GAGCGCCGCCCCCUUACACCAGCCCCUCACCAACUGGCCUCAUACCUCGCCACCUCUCCCCACACCUCGCCCCUCACCUGCGCCGCCAGUCACAUGACGUGUGAGGCAGCGUGAGGGCACUAGAGGUCACGUGUGCCAGGUUGCAGUGCACAAGGCUUCUAAUGGCAGAAGAUUGUAAAAUGAGUAAUUGCAAAAGUAGAGAAGAUACAGUCAAUGGUGCCUCACCAGCUGAUGAAGAUAAAAGUGUAAAAAGAGUUCCUCCUGGAGUCAAGGAGAAUGAAAAAAAACAAGUUAGAGCAGAAAAUGAUGCAGAGCCAAGGGUUUGUACAGAGUCACCAAUGAUGGCAGCAGACCAAGUUAGAAAAGAGGCUGGGAACCAGCAUCUAGGGUUUGACUGUAACUCUGAGACCAAAGGUGGGCAAGACUGUUACCCUCUCCAUUGGCUUGUUUGGCAUAACGACUACCGAAGAUUAGAAACAGAGCUGAGUAAAGGCAAGUACAGCAAAGAACUACGUGAUCCUCGAGGACGAACUCCCCUUAUGUUAGCUGUUACCCUGGGUCACUUAGAAUCAACUAGAUCACUGCUACGCUACCACUGUAAUGUUAAUGUUGAGAAUAAUGAUGGUUGGACAGUUUUGCAGGAGGCCACAGCAACAGGUGACCCAGAGCUUCUUGGCAUUAUUCUGGAAGGGCGCGACAUGCAGCGUUAUUCCUCGCGUGUAGCUGGUAUCCCUAGUCUUUUGGCAAAACUAAAAGAGGCACCAGAUUUUUAUGUCGAAAUGAAGUGGGAAUUUACAAGUUGGGUGCCGCUAGUUUCACGAAUGUGUCCAAGUGACACGUACAGAGUAUACAAAAGUGGAUCAUGUGUUCGAAUUGACACAACACUUAUUGGAUUUGACCAGACAAGUUGGCAGCGUGGAAAUCGGAGCUAUAUCUUUAAAGGGCAGGCUGAUGGAGCCACGAUGAUGGAAGUUGAUCAUGAAACUGGACAGGUGUACAUGGAAAACAUGCGAACUCUGCCUCCAGACCAGGCACAUUCAUAUAUGCGACCUCACCCUGGGAUGCUGUCUCAUAGGCUCACUACGCCCAUAGCCAUUACAUAUAUUGAUACUGAGAAAAUAAGCUUCGAAAGAGAUAAAGCUGGCAUAUGGGGCUGGCGGAGUGAUCGAAGUGAAAAUGUUAAUGGUCAUGAAUGUAAGGUAUUUUCCGCGAUAAAUGUUGAACUUGUAACGAAGACUCGAACUGAGCACUUGACUGAUGCUGACAAAGAAAAAUCUUCACCCCGAAGUCCAAUCCAAUCGUUCCUUAACAUUGCAGAAGUGGAAGAAAAACAAAACUCUCCUUCUUCCUCGGAAGAGAGCGAGACAUAUAGUCUAAAUAAUCCAAGCAAUAUCACUGCUGAUGAAUAUUUUGAUCCAGAUGGAGACUUGCAAGGCCGUGACAUUGGUCGACCUAAAGAAAUCUCCAAAAAAGUGCAGAGUUUUAAAGCUCACCUUUGGCUGGCAGAGGAGUACCCACUGAAAUUACAAGAGCAAGUGAUGCCAAUUGUUGAUCUUAUGGCCAUCAGCUCUUCUCAUUUUGCGAAACUCAAGCAUUUCAUUCAAAUGCAGCUUCCCAAUGGAUUUCCUGUAAAAAUUGAAAUUCCUCUGUUCCACGUAUUAACAGCAAGAAUCACAUUUGGAAAUAUAUUCGGUGUCGAUGAGGGCAUAGACAAUGUAUCCACAAUAAGUGAAGAGGACAGACUUGCAUGCAUUAUAGAUGAAGCUGUGUUUGAGCCUCCUGCACACUACACAAAGAUUGGUCAUUCUGAUGAGCAGCACGUACAGUUAAGCAUGGAUGAAGAUGAUGCUCUGUUGCAGUAUGCCAUCCAACAGUCUCUAGUAGAAGCUGGCACUGAGCAAGACCAAGUGGACAUCUGGGAGGCACUUCAGGCUGACCACAGACCAGCUCUUAGGCAACCAGGGCUUAACUCCAAGCCAGGGUCCCGUCCCAGCACUCCAGGACACUUGGGACUGCAAACUGCUGAAGAUGCUCAGCUACAGCGGGCUAUAGAAGAAUCGCUUGCUCUCAGUAUGGGGGCAAACAUCCAACGACCCUCUGGUACAGGAGUGACUGAUUGUGGAUUCCAAAUUGAGCCAGAAGGGGAUAUAGCUGUUCCAGGAGGCUUGGCAGUUACUCCAGGGGGAAGCAUAUUGGAUUCAGAGAUGGCUAUGGCACUCUCACUAUCACAGCGACACCAGGAAGAGGAGGAAGCACGCCGACGGCAAGAAGAAGAGACAUUAAAGCGUAUCCUCGAGUUAUCUCUUACAGAAAAAUAAUGUUAGCUAUGGUUUAGAACCAAAAAAACAUGAACAUACAUACUGCCAUAUUACAAAAUAAGAAGAAAUGAUGCAAUUCUUUUAAUACAUAUUUUGCAGAAAUGUAUAGAAUGUUUUAGAUACUGGAUAGCGAGAUGAGACAUCACAAAACACACCCAGACUUUACAAACAUAAUUUGUGAUGCUUCAGUUAUGUAUUAUGUGUAUGAUUCAGAUGAAUAAAAAUGUCUUUGUUCGAUUUGAACAGAGACCAGAGAGUGAUGUAUGGUGGACUGUGUUGGUCAUUGUGAAUAGACUUUGCUGGAUCAUAGUGCCUCUGCUUAAUCUUUUUUUUUAUACUAAAUUAUUUCUAGAAGCUAACCUUAAAAUAUCAUAUAAAUUUUCUCCUUGCAUUAAUGCUUUCUUGAAGUACAGUUUUUAAUGUGGAAAUUAUUGCUUAAUGCAUAUUUCAUUUUGAAACUGUCUUCUUAAAUAUUCAAUGCAGUAGUUUUUAUCCCAAGACUGGGGUAACUAGGGCAUUCUUCCAUUUUUAUUUGCACUGUAGAUAGCCUUUAUCCCUUAACUUAAUGAUCCACCUGUUUGUCAUAAUAAGCUAACAACUAUUAUUCUUGUUAAGAUUUCUGUAGAAGUUUCUAUCUUAAUCAAUGUUUUACCCCCCUUACUAUCAAGACUGUCUACUGGCCAUUCAGUGGGCUUUACAAAUCCAUGAUUUCAACCACAUGGGCCCUAUGCAGUCACAUGAGACCAAAACUAAAUAACUUAGAUGCAGAACUUGUUUACUUUUUUAACUUUGUGAUAAUCAAAGGGUUUUACAUGUAGUGUGUAUAGCUAAACCACAGAUGUAUGAACUCAAACUUGUUCAGAGUUUAAUCCUGGAGUUUCUGAGUUGUUAUUGUCAGUCCCCUGAUAAUUACUAUUUCACUAUAUGCAUAACAUAAAUCUGACAAUUUUAUUCUGUGAGAAAAGUUGAAGAUGCUUCAGAGGAAGGAAUUCAUCCAACAGCCUGUCAGUGUCUUGUGAGUAAGAAAGCCUAUAUAAAAGUGAACAAGGGCCAAAUUUUGAAAGAGUUUAUCUUUAGAAAUUUGAUUUUGAGUGAUAUUUAGCAACUGUAUAGAAAGUUUGGUUAUUAACAUAUAUAAAGGUAAGUUUGGAAUUGACAAUGAACUUCCUGCUCUUUUAUUAUGUCAGGUGUGCAUUAAAUUAGUACAAGUUGCUAACUGUAAACUGAUGGUUCAGAUUGUAACCCUAAAUAUCAUAACAUUUGUACAUUCAAGAAGGUUUUUCAAACUGACUUAUGGCCUUCAUUUUGUAUCAUGAUUUUUAAUUAAGAUUAUUAAAAAGGCUUUAUCCCAAUGAUAGUGUACACCUGCCAUUGCAUUUUUAAUGUUUUUAUUAAUUAUCCUUAACCCAUGUACUGCACGGCUGUUUAAUAUGACAAAUCCAUGGUGCACAUAAAAAAAAUAUUAUUCCCUCAAUUUUUUUCUUUUAAUACACUUUAUUGUUAAAAUCCCUCCCUCAUGUAAAUUCAAAAAAAUUCCAAAAUCCACUUACUUUCGGUUCAGUGAAAUGGAGAAGUUGUGCGAUGUCACAAGAUCUUGAGUACUAAUGCAGGAGACUCCUGAAGCCGGUCGUGUGGACGAUUCAAGACCCACAAAUUGCCACAAAUAUUUGUUUGUGAUUUUUAUCAAAUAAUAUUGUUUUCUUAUUUUUGUGUGUAAUAUUGCUAAUAAUGAUGCACAUAUCACUAAUGUGUCUACUAAAAAUGUUUGUCAAUACAACUUAUUCAAUUUUCAUUCUAUAAUAAUAUUUACACAGUCAUACACAUUCAUCAAAAGAGUACUGUACUCCUCCAAAGUGUGUGGAGCCCUCCUCUGGUCCCCUUUCCCAAAACAAACAAUACUCUACAUAAGGAUAUUUAUAGUAAAUGGUAUAUUAUAGUUACCUUUUAAUACUUGGUUGGGUGGCUUGUUCUUUUAUUCACAGCUUGCAGGCAUCUGGGUAGUAAAGAGUCAAGUUUCAUAGGGGGUUCCGUUGAGAUGUUUGUCUAAGACUGACAGAUGGCCUCCACGAGCUUGGGUAUGGAGCUAACGUCUUUACCCUCCCAAUCCCUGUUAGUGUAGUGGGAGUGUUGAAAAGUCCUCAGCCCUUGAUGUUGAUAGUUCUCCCUCAGUGUACCUAUUGCACCUCAGCUUUUCAGUAUGGCUAUUUUGCACAUCCUGCCAUGCCCACUGGUUUCAUGUGAUGUAAUUCCGUGUUCAGAUUUGGAAUCAGUUCCUCUAAUAUUUUUCACGUGUAAAUUAUUACACAUCUCUCUCCUCUUCAUUUCCAUUUGAAAACGGAAACUGAAAAUACUGUCGAAGUUUGUUAAUCCAGACUAUAUGGGAAGGACCCCUUGCCGGAUGAGCACAUUUUCCAGAUUAACUUUUUCACUGGCUUCUAUGGACAUUUUGGCCGGAUAGGGAGAUAACUUUAUCCAGCCACGAUUUUUACUGAAUUAGGGUAUGAUAUGAGGAUGAGGAAAAGUGCCGGAGCAACUACUUUAUCUUUGAGGACUGAGCUUUUCACUGUGGAUGAUCUGGGAAAAUUAUUGUGCGCAAUAACACUAUGGUCACAUUUGACGAAAGCUUUUGCAAAGUGUGUGUAUAUUACAUCUACAUUUUGUCUUCCAUGGCACCCAAAGCCAUGUCAUAGUGAUCUAGCAACUGAGAGAGGCAGGAUCGCCCUAUUCUGAACCCGUGUUGCCCGGGGUUAUGUAGAUGUUGUGAUCACACACAAUUUCUAAUCUUCUUAGCACUUUCAAAGAUUUUAUGAUGUGCAAAAUUAGAGCUAUUGGUCUAUAAUUUUUUGCAUUUGCUUUACUAUCUCCUUUGUGAAGUGGUGGAAUCUCUGCUGUUUUAACUGUCAGGAAUUCCUAUUUUGAUUAUCAGCACUUCCAUCAUAUUGUUUGUGGUAUUUAGCAGUUCUGUGCAAAUGAGUGUCUUUGAUGUACAGGCUGAUCCCACGCUGUAGCCUGUGUUUCCUAUUACAUCUGAAAAGAUUGUACUUUGGAAUCCUUUUCUCACUGUCAUAAUGGGCCUUAGUGUGAGUACACAGCACAAAAAAUACAUACAUUUCAGGUACAGUGGUGUCUUUCCAACAUAGCAAACAUGAAAAUGGUAAUAAUCCAUCUGUAAUUAGUUUCACCGAGUAGUGCUUGGUUUCUCCAGUAAGAUGUUUCAUGAAUGGCUCUUUUAAAAUAAGCCAUAAAAUGCUCAUUCUCACUUGAAUUUUCCCCAGUAUACAGGAGAAUGUCUGUAGCACCUACAUCUGUAUCAUCAAAUGUAGGUAUUUCUGGUACAAAAGUCACAAUCUUCCCAUACGAGUACACCUGUGCUGCUCAUGGUGGCACCAGUGUCAUGGCUCAAUCUUAUGAUAUAUCAACAUUGGCUGGAUGAUGAAGCUCUUCUACAUUGUAUGCAACCUCAAACUGUUGCAGUUGAAGCCACUCUUCCCUCAAUUUCUCCAUGGCUCAUCACAUGCCUCUGCUUUGCAGGGCAAGCUACCGACAUUGCAAACCUUUUCCUAGUAACAAUGAGAGCCACUGCCACUAGGUUCAUCUAUGCUACCAGUAUCCGAACCAGUGUUGCUGAACCCGGAAAAAGUGAUCUUCCACAUAUUCAUGGGGUAGAGGAAUGCCAGAUGGCACAGCUGUUGAUAUGAAACACUAGAAGUGGUGUUGACCUAGCAUGCAGUGGCAACAGUGGUGUAAUCCUCAUACUGCACAAUUUUCGUUGUACAGUGGACCCUCAAUUCCGCGAAUCUUAGGUUAAGACUUUCACUUCCCAGGCUGGAUUUACUCACCCGAUUUGAUGAACACACACUCAUUGCUUCUCUUCCCUCUGUCCCACACUACCUCUUUCCCUCCCUCCCUCCUUCCCCCCCCCUCUCUCUUCUUUCCCCCUUUACUGCCUCUCUCCCUCAGUGCCUCCCCCUCCCUUCCCUCACUCAAGUUGGUAUCCAGUGUGGUGGGGGAUAGCAAUGUUUGUUUACGGAUGCUGACACAUUCUUUGUAACCCGUCACACACAAGGUGUUUAUAAUCACAAAUGGCACCUCAAGAGGAUUCAAGCAAAAUACUGUAUAUACUAUAUGCCUUUUCUAAGUUAUAUAAAGAUAUAGUAUGAUUCAUUAAUGUAUAGUUUAGUAAUACUAUAUAUAACAAUGAAUUACUCUUGAUUUAUAUGACUACAAAAUUGCAUUAUAUAAAUAUCGCCUAUAGGCCUCUCCAGUUGCAACGAUUUCAUCGUUGCAACGAAUUUGGGUUGGUCCCACAUAGUUCGCUGAAUCGAGGGUCCACUGUAUCAUUGUCCUCUUUUUCCAUCACUUAUAUCCAGUUGUUGUGUUAGGUCAUUAUCGAGUCUUGGGGCAUCAAUAUCAUUAUCAAGGUCAGGAUUAUACAAUACAUCAUGUAUUUCAUCCUCCAAGGGAUUUUUCAGCCAUGCAACCCAUAAGCAACUAAAAGCUAAAUACCCGUUUGUCAACCAUGGUUGCUCACUUCAAAUUGAGCCUACCUGCAGCCAUGGGACAUGCUGGGAAUUUUGUUUAGACACACUGGAGGCCUGGGGUACCCAUUUGCUACCCAGGUUGCCGCAUGUGAGUUUUGUAUCUUACAUUAUACCAACAAAUUAAUUUUCUAGGUGAGUAUAUCACAGUCAGAUAAGAUACCUCUGAGUGCAGUACAGGGGUUAAUGUUGAAAGCAAUAUUUGUAUUUUAUUCACAUCUAACAUUAUUUUCAUCAGUAAAUUCUUAGGUUUCUUGUAUAUAUAGAUUAGAUCAUUUUGAAUGUUCUUGGUGCAAAUAGUCAUGUCUUACAAUAACCGUGUUCUUUUCGCUGCAGACUAUAUAUAUACAGUAUAUAUUUUA